UGUUGUUAGCAUUUCACUGAGUUGUUGCACUUUGGAGCUACAACAUGGUUUCAGCUUUGGGCCAUCCUCAUGUAGCUCCUAAGCUACUUGGUUAGCUGCUCCAUUAGCUGCCAAUGAGAAUAGUCGGUGACCAACGGAAUGCCCCGGAGAAAGAAAAACGGCCAGAGCCCAGCCAGGCUUCCGGACGGCGGUCCAACGGAGCGGGGAAACCUCGGUCAUAGCACGAGUCACCCACUCCCUCAGGCGUACGGCGGUGCUAUGUCGAGCAACUUUCCACCCAACACGGUCAAGGAGAAGAUAGUCAGACAGAUGCAGGAGAUGUUCUCACACCUGGACCCCGAAGUUAUUUACAUCGUGCUCUCCGAGUGUGACUUCAAAGUUGAAAAUGCAAUGGACUCCCUCUUGGAGCUUUCUGUGGCUGCCGAAGGCACACCCCCUGCCCCACCCCCUGUUUCUGGCUUUGAGCUCACUGCUGCAGCCUUGCUUGGCCCACAACACUUUUCUGAACCGCGACCAGACACAGAGCCCUCCAAACCCUCACAGCAGCCUUCCUCUCCUCCCUCCUCAACCCUCCUAACUGAAGAGCUGGAUCUGCUAGUUGAUCGAGAGCUAGAGACACUAACUGCACAACAGGAUGUUGAUGAAGAGCACCGCAGCAGCAAAUAUUUAUCUGCUGGUGCAUUGCUUUCUUCUUUCCCUCCACCGCCACUUCCUCAGCAAGCUCUCCCUGAGUUGCUUCAGUCCAGCCUGGAGCAUGGAUCUAGAGGGCCCUCUGCUGAGCAGCUUGGCCCUGGAGGAUAUUUGACUGAGCAUAAGUCUGGAGAUUCUUCUUCACUUGACCAGCUCAGCACAUGGGAACAAAAGAACUCAGAAGGGCAGCAAUCUGUAGUGAAUUUUGCACACUUGAUGACAGAAACAUCUGCAGACACCCUGAAACCUCCUUUGGACCUGGCAGCUUCAGGGCGUCCCUCAGCUUUCCAGGUGUAUAAAAAGCAAGACCCAACAGACACUAUUUCAGAGAAUGCUGGGGUCAUGCACACAGAUGGUGGAGCAAGGUCCAAGAUGAACACGGCGAAUCCAGAGCCGCUCGACCGCUUGUCACCACGCUGGAACCUGGAGGCACCUGUGUUUUUUCCUCGUAUGCAUGGAAACCAGAUGCCAGCCUUUAUUACCCCUGUGGCCCAAACACCUUCAAACUGGCUUCCCCCCUGGCUGAGUCAGGGCCAUCUUAGUCAAGCACCUCUCAAACCUUUUGCUACUAUUCCAAAGUCUUGGGCCUUGCCUGCUGCCCCACAGCUUCCUGCCCACAACAGCAGGCUUUGUUUGGAAGGGAAGGUGCUUGUGCUUCUGCGGGGUGCUCCAGGUUCUGGCAAGUCCACCUUGGCAAGAACCUUGUUAGAGCACAACCCAGGUGGAGCUGUGCUAAGCACCGAUGACUAUUUCACUCGCAAUGGAGAAUAUCAGUUUGACCCCACUGCCCUGGGGGAGGCCCAUGAGUGGAACCAUAAAAGAGCCAAGGAGGCUUUUGAAAAGGGCACUAAUCCCAUCAUAAUUGACAAUACCAACAUGCAGGGCUGGGAGAUGAAACCAUAUGUUGCACAGGCGCUAAAACAUGGCUAUAGGGUGCUGUUCAGAGAGCCCGACACCUGGUGGAAACAUAAGCCCAAAGAGCUGGUGAGGCGUACCACACACAGUGUACACGUGGAAUCAAUCCGCCGCAUGCUCGAAGGAUAUGAGCGCUUCGUCACCGUCCAGUCUAUCAUGAGAUCACAGAUGCCCGAGCUGAAACGUCAGUUGCUUCUGCAGAACAGAAGCUCACAGCUGACAUCUUCUGAAGCACCUUGUCCUGACCUUGUAGGCCAGCCUAGAUCAGCUGAGGGAUGUCAGACAUCCAGCUCUCAGCUCUUUUCCUCUCUCCCAGACGUGUCAUCUGUUGGUUGCUCUGGAGAAGUGGGAAUGACUGAAGAUGGCACCCAUAAAUCCACUGAGUCACUUAAUUUCCAGCUUGGUGAAAAACCUACAGACAGCCUGGAAGCUUCUGAUGAAAAUGAUGAUAUGGAUUUGGGGGAAUUAGACUCUGAGCUGGAUGCUCAUUUAGAGCUAAAUCACCCAGUAGAAGAGCAGAGAAUGCCAGACUGUAUUGUGGAAUCGGUGAUGAAUGAAGAUCACUGUGGGGAUGAAAUGUCUGUGGCUUUCUCUGAGUCUAUUAGACAGAGAUUGAGGAGAGAGAGAACGAGCAGGAGGAUGGAGCCUGCAGAUCUUGUGAAAGACACUAACCAAUUAGACAGUGGGACAAAAGUGAAAGAGAUUAUGGAGGAAGAGGAAGUUGAAGGAGCUGAGGUGGUGAGGUACACGGAAGAGAAGGACAUCCCUAAAACAUUGAAUUUUCUGGGAGACUGGCCUUCUGAAGGGCCUCUCAAGCAGCGAGAGGUGAGGAAAAGAGAAAGGCAUAAAGAGAUGCAUGGAAAGGAAGAUGAAGGUGCAUCUCAAGAAGGCAGUGAAUAUAAAAAAACAAUAAGAGCACAAUCAGGCCCAGAUGUAACUGAGGCUCAGAAGCUUCUUGAUCUCAUUCAAACUGGCAGAGCCACAGUGUCAGCCAGCUCCUCCCUCUCGCCCUCUCUUUCUCUGAGUUCUGGAGAGGCAUCUGAGCGAGAGGAUGAGGCAGAUAGAAGCUCCGAGGAGUCCCACGGCAGUAGAUCUAACAGUAAAGAGAGAAAACGAAACAUGAACAGAAUUAAUGGGAGCAGAGGUGAUUUACCGGACUGCGUGUUGGACUGGAAGCCAGCUGACUCUGGCAUUGUCAGGGAAUCGAGAACUGAUGAUUCGGAUGGACUUAAAAUUGAGAAUGAAGGGUGUAGUGAAGAGGAAAGGAAAUCCACCAAGCCAGAGAUUGGUACAGGAAUUAUGUCUGCACAUUUAAAUCCAGCCAACAAAGAAAAUCCUUCAUCAGUUCUAGCCACUAAUUUAGUAGACGACUCUAAAACUUUGGAGGUGACUGUAUGCAGCAAUGAUAUGGGAAACCACAGUAUUGAAGAUGAGGCUGCUCCUGAUGUGAACAUAAGCAAAUACACAGAGAAUGACAGAGAGACUGCAGCAGAGACUGAUGGCACAUAUUUGAGUGAAACAUGUCAGACUCCGGUGUGUGAGGGCUCUGUGGAAACAGAAAGCAGCCCCUCCACUGGAGGCGGUCAGGAGGGAAAACUGCGUCAGGGUCGUAGGUCAGGGAAGCAGUGCAAACUCGCCCUCACCUUCACUCAAAACUGCCCCCUGUCUGUAGACUGUCCCGACACCAAAGCUCAAAACUCAGACUGUUGUCAUAAUAGCUCAGUUGGUGAACUUAACUUUAAUUCAAACACUAGUUUUGAUCUUAAGCCAAACCUGGAUUUGUCUAAAUUUGAGGCAUCGCUGGAGCCACCCCUUCUUAAUCCAGCAGAUACUGGCUGCUUCACUCAGACAGAACCUCGAGACUUUGCCCUUCUAUGGCGUCUCAAUCAUCAAACCAACCCCGAUGAUACAGCCAGCUCUGCGUGCACCAGUGACCUCGGAGUCCUGUACGGCGACUCUUCUCGUUUUGUUCCGGAGCUCUCCUCUGCCGUGUCUGCAGCAGAUGCAGUUCACCCGUCUGGCCACAGAGAGGUACCCUACCGUGUAGUGCAUGAGAAAGGCACACAGGUGGGGGAGAAAGAGCUCGGGGUGACUCGAGACCGGCUGGAGAGCCUGUGCAUUCUCAGCCGUCAUUUUAAACUCGUUAGCUUUGACACAUUAGAAGAUCUGUACGACAAAUGCAGUCAGGACUUAGAAUGGGCCACCAACCUGCUGCUGGAUUCUGGAGAGAAGUUCUUUAGAGAUGAAGAUGUUCCAGCUGACAGUAACAACACAUCUGGUCUGUGUGCUGCCACAUGUCAGACUGUAGAAAGCAUUUCAUGUCCUAAUGCAUUACAUGAGGCUCGCUCUGAAGAUUGGCCAAAGGCGACCCAGCAUUCAACCUGUGAGACAGUCAGUGAAUCAGAGGAGAGCCAAAAUAAUACAGAUAUGUCAAAUUUGGGAGGUGCGGUUCUGGUUACAAGCCAGCCUGAUGCAAUCCCCAGUUCAGAAAAAUCUCUUGACACUGAUCUUAGUCUGCCUGAAGCAGUAAAGGAAGGAGAGAGAAGUGACAACACUGAACCCAAAGGAAUAUCAGCGUCUGACCAGGAUAGGGGAGCUUGGAGCAAGAGUUUAGAUAAUGCAAUAAUUGAAAAGUCAGGGGCUGAGAUUGAGGAUGAGAUUGCCAGCAUGGAAGAGGUGAACCGACUUCUGCAGGCAGAGCUUGAGGAGCUGGAGAGAGAGCAAAAGCAGAGAAGAGAGGAGACACGAAGCCGACAUCACCUGGAUAUUCAGAGUGUGGAGCUGAAACUCCCCACUGAGCUGGCACUGCAGUUAACUGAACUGUUUGGACCUGUGGGAGUAGACCCAGGUUCAUGCUCUGCAGAUGACUAUGCAGUGCAGAUGGACUUGAACCUGGCUAAACUGCUCCACCAGAAGUGGAAGGAAACCAUCCAGGAAAGGCAAAGACAAGCAGCUCUUUCCUUUCACCUGCUUCAGGAAAGUUCAGUACACUGGGGUGAUUCACAGGCGGGCAUACCUGGGCGGCAAGAUCAGACGCAGUCUGCAAACUUCCUGAUUAACACGGAUGGCUACAUGUCACUGGGCAGCCACCCAGAGGCUUGCGGUCCGAUGCCGUUCAUGGACCACUGGAGUGCGUCCCGUCCACAUGUCUCUCUUAGAGAGAUUAUGAAAGAGGAACAGGCUUUGCAGAACAAUGUCGAGAAGACCAGACAAAGUCGUGCAGACCUUGACCAGCGUAACGGAGCCACACUUUUGAAAGAGAAUCAGCUUUACUCCCUCUUCCCCACCAUUGACAGGCAUUUUCUGCAGGACAUCUUCAGGGACCACAAUUACAACCUCAGAGAGACAGAGCUGUUUCUUCAUUCUCUACUGAACGAGGAGCCUGUGAAGACUGUAGUUGCUCCAGAAGCUCCUCGGUCUGACCACCACAGAGCAGCAAGCAAGGAGAGGGUGAAGAAGCAGAAGCCUGUGGAAUCAGCUGUACCCAGUUAUCAGGAUACAGAAGAUCCGGAGUAUGAAGACUUCAGGGCUGAGGCCAAACUACAGAGGAGCCGACAGCUCGAGAGUUUUGCUAAGGCUGCAGAGGCCUACAAGCAGGGACGCAAAGAAGUGGCCUCAUUUUACGCACAGCAGGGACACCUGCAUGGUGAGCGUGUGCGUGAGGCGAAUCACCGUGCAGCAGUUCAGAUUUUUGAGAGGGUCAACUCAUCGCUGCUGCCCAGCAACAUCCUGGACCUCCAUGGGUUGCACGUCAACGAGGCCCUGGAACAUCUGGCUCAGGUCUUACAGGACAAAACCAAAGAAUGUGAGCAGGGUCUGUGCCGACCUCAGCUCUCUGUCAUCACAGGAAGAGGGAACCACAGCCAGGGGGGAGUGGCCCGCAUCCGCCCCGCCGUUAUAGACUACCUCACUAACAAACACUACAGGUUCACUGAGCCAAAGCCAGGUCUUGUGUUGGUCUCUUUGAAGUGAAAGAAGCCGUUUAUUGUGUUCAGACUGAAGCUGCUAUGGAGGACAACACUCUCUUUGUCUCUCACUUUCCACUUCAACAGCGCCACAAUACAUCUGUUAGAGCUUGUGCAGUAUGAUACACUGUCACCAUCGGUCUUACUUCUGUCAGUUUCUUAUACUCUCCUGCUCUUCCUUUUGUGUUUUUCUUCUGCGUUUAUGGUGUGAAGCACUGCUUUUGUAAAGCUAGAAUGUAUGCAUAUUUUAUAUUUAAUUGUUUUAUAGUGUACAUUUGCCUUUUUAUCUUUUAAAGAUGGAACAUGCCUAUGUUUAGCAGGCUCCAUGUCAAAUAAAUUGUUAAUCAUUUAAAUAUGUACAAAUUUGAAACACUUUGUUUCAAUUGUGAUGGCAUGCUGUCUGCUUGGAGGUUUCUCUCCAGGAUUUUAAGUAAUAUGACAAAAACAUUUUCAGACACAUUUUAAUAAUUUGGUACUAUUUUGUCAUGUAGUCUGAGAAUUUAUCAGUAAGCCCAGUGUUCAGAAGGAAGAGAGAGUCUUUUCUUGGUUGUAGUAUUACCGUCAGUACGAUGUGAGUCUGAAACUUUGCAGAUGUUUUUUUAAAAAAAAUGAUUUAAUUGUGUCAUUGAGUAGUUUGAGGAACUUUUACUGUGAUCUCUGCAGCAAUUAUGGAGUUUUGUCUCAGCUCUUCAUUUACUCUUGUGCAAGUCGAAAUGUUUUGCUGCUAAUAUAUUCAAACUCAGGUGACAAACUUUAAGUUUUCUUCUCUUGAUGGCACAUGAUUGUUUCCAGUCCUUGUAGUUUUUUUUUUUUUUUUUUUUUUUUUUUUAUAAAAAACACAUUGUGGCAUAUUUUGUAGCAGCUGUGUUCUACUAAUCAUUCUAGUUUUAAAAUAGCUUCUGUGUAAUAUUUUUCAGAGAAGUGCAACAACCAUGAUGGCAAAUUUUACUGAUUAUACAUAUUGUUGAGAGCACCUGAAUUAUAAAGAAGAUUGUA
Messenger RNA from Archocentrus centrarchus (flier cichlid), 6566 nucleotides. It is a transcript of the gene n4bp2, whose product is annotated as NEDD4 binding protein 2. NCBI's taxonomy places the organism in Eukaryota, Metazoa, Chordata, Actinopteri, Cichliformes, Cichlidae. Bases 139 to 5577 code for a protein of 1812 amino acids. Gene Ontology annotation, molecular function: ubiquitin binding; endonuclease activity. The transcript is spliced from 16 exons. The record is from RefSeq and is a predicted model, not a curated record. Gene Ontology annotation, cellular component: nucleus.